Molecule: messenger RNA, 879 nt
Organism: Suillus plorans
Lineage: Eukaryota; Fungi; Basidiomycota; Agaricomycetes; Boletales; Suillaceae
Exons: 5
Coding region: 91-849 (252 amino acids)
Biological process (GO): transcription initiation at RNA polymerase I promoter
Molecular function (GO): RNA polymerase I general transcription initiation factor activity; RNA polymerase I core promoter sequence-specific DNA binding
Source: RefSeq, a predicted model, not a curated record
UGGAUGUUGUUAUCGUGACUAGAAGGUCUUUGAAAAUCAUGAUGCACUAAUUAACGUGACGCUGGAAGUAAAUUAGGCUUGCUCCUUGUCAUGACUUCCAACUUUGAGCCAGAGCCUCCUGCUUUCGUCUUUGAAAGGGCUUACAACAACGACCAUCAGUUCCUGUUCGAUUUUCCGAAUAAAAAGAUAAUGCCCAAUGCGCGUCAAAUACAGCUGCAGCGCCUCUAUGAUAUCGUGAAUCUCGGCGUACAGCGAGACGACUUUCCCCGUGCCAGACGUGCUUGGUCCAUCCUAGCCAGAUGCAAAGAAUUAAAUUGGAAAGCAAUGUGGAGGUUGGGCAUCACCUUACUCGAAAAUGAUGUCCGCGUCGUGGAGAGCAAUCCACACAAGAUAGAUUUUUUACGGACAAUGUUACUCCAACUUCCCGAGGAGCGAGAACGCAUUCUUGCUGAAUUGGUUCAGCAUUACAUUCUUGCUGGCAGGUACAGAGAUGCACUCGAUGAGCUUGAGUUUUACCUCCCUUCAUUCCCUUAUCGUGACAAUCCAGUACUUCACAUCUAUGCAGGCUUGCUGUGUAUUUUCAUAGCCCAGCCUCCAGAAUCAGCUGGUGCCAAUGAAGUCGAGGGAUCUACUUAUGAUAACAACUCUCUCAGUCGCGCUCAGACCUAUCUUGAACACGCAAAGGUAUUGGAUCCCAAUAACAUUGUCGUAAGCGAAUUUUUGCAUAAGCUGCAUUCCAUUUCUCAAGGACCAGGAUUACUCUCUUUCGCAAGCCAUCAUUCUGAAGAUGAGACUCACACCAAAGGUUUUCAGCCAUCGCAACCAAAGCGAAGGAGAAGAAAAUUUUGAAUGUACUCGUUCAACGGCUCACAAGUGAAU